Molecule: messenger RNA, 893 nt
Organism: Lolium rigidum
Lineage: Eukaryota; Viridiplantae; Streptophyta; Magnoliopsida; Poales; Poaceae
Product: translation initiation factor IF-2-like
Exons: 2
Coding region: 1-834 (277 amino acids)
Source: RefSeq, a predicted model, not a curated record
AUGCCCUACUCCGCCAUGCGCACCGUGAUCGAUCGCCGAUCUUGCACCACACCAGAUCGAUAUAAUGGCGCUCCUCCCGCUGGUCCUCGCGCUCCUCGUCGUCUCCAGCGCCGCGCAGCAGCCACCGAUGCAGCCGCCUCAAACGCCAAACGCGCCGCAAGCACCCAACGCGCCGGCAGCGCCCAACGCACCCCCGGCGCCGGGAGCAACCGCGCCACCCGCCGGGAACCCUCCUCCCGCGCCCACCGCGCCCCCGGCCGGCAACCCGCCUCCAGCUCCCACCGCUCCUCAGGCGCCUCCCAUGCCUCCUCAAGCGCCACAGGCCCCGGCCAUGCCCCCACCGACGCCCCAGGCCCCUGCCAUGCCCCCUCCGACGCCACAGGCUCCCGCCACCCCUCCCCCCUCUCCCACCACGCCGCCGGCCACCCCACCACCCGCCCCCACAACCCCGCCCCCGGCUCCCCCGACACAGCCCCCGCCAGCUCCCACCACCCCGCCUCCCGCCCCCACCACCCCGCCCCCAUCACCGCCCAUGUCCCCACCACCCGCCACUCCACCUCCAAUGGCGACACCACCUCCAGCCAUGACGCCCACCAUCGCCCCGACCACCGCUCCGGCGACCUCCCCCGUCUCGACGCCCUCGCUCUCCCCGGUCAGCCCGAAGGCGCCCUCCCCCGCCGGCGAGUCGUCCCCGACAUCGUCCCCCACGCUCGCGCCAGCUGGCACGCCGGUGACCGACAGCAGCAGCGCAACCACAGUGCGCGCCGCCGGUGUCGCCGCGCUCGUUGCGUUGGCUACCGCGGGCCUCGCCGCCUUCCUCUGAGCAGUAGCUAGGCUCUCGUGCGUGCAUGCAUGCAUGUCGCCGCUGUGUCCGUCGGAUCCCGUGCGUCGGA